Fundulus heteroclitus (mummichog) is the source of this 1347-nucleotide messenger RNA. RefSeq names its product tight junction protein ZO-2-like. Bases 1 to 474 code for a protein of 157 amino acids. NCBI's taxonomy places the organism in Eukaryota, Metazoa, Chordata, Actinopteri, Cyprinodontiformes, Fundulidae. The transcript has 4 exons. The record is from RefSeq and is a predicted model, not a curated record.
AUGAUUCGUGCGACGUGUAGGAACCCUCCGUCCAUCAGUGGUGACCGUUUUCAUCGCCCUCCGUGUUUGUGCUUCACUCCUGCUGCUUGUUGGACGUCCACCUUUCUGUUUUUAGUCCUAAACGCGGCCCUUCGCCUGCUAACUCCUCUCCUUUCCUUCCAGAUCAAAGCCUUCGAGAAGAUGGACCACCUGGCCCGAGCUCAGCGCAUCCUGGAGCUGCAGGAGGCAGAAAACGCUCGAUUGGAAAUCGCCCAGAAGCAUCCAGACAUCUACGCCGUCCCGGUUAAGCUGCCAAAACCAAACCUGAACCGCCCUCAGCCAAUCGGCUCCAUCGCCGAGCCGCAGGCGGCGUCCAGGCCCGGCUACUCGGAGCCCAGAGGAGGCGAGGACAGGGCGGAGUACCGCCGCCAGCUGUCCGACCAGACCAGGAAGGGAUACUACAACCCCCAGAAGUACACGGACACCGAGCUGUGAGGCUCCACAACCAGGAAGUGAUGUCACGCCUGUUCGCCGGCGACCGCCGCUCUCAGAACUCUUUAUUUUUUAUUUUUAUUAUCAUUCGCUCUCAUGUUUCCUGCCGUGACGUUCAGCUUCAGCGCCAAACCCGGAUUCUCUUUUAAGCCGGCGCCGUUGGCAAAGCUGCACAGAGAGAGAGAGAGAGAAUGUCGGUCCAAAACUACUGAUUUCCUGAGAUGUUCUGCUGUAAAUAUUCAGUUUGAGCCGCCGGUGAAAAUACCCAGCAGAAGUCUAAAUGUCGUCCGAUUUCUUUGCGUUUCGCUCUCAAGCCGCCAGAUUCUCCGGUAAAUGCUUACAGCGGUGUUCAAUGAAUAGUCCUCCAAAGUUUCUGAAGGUCUUUCUGAAAACUGCAGGAGACCGAGACGGAUUUCUGGAGCUUUUCCUUCGGACCAGAAUAAAACCCAGGGUCUUAAAAAUGUUAGAAAUAUAAUAAUAUAUGCAGAAGCUAGCGUCACUUCUGUGUGAUUUUUAGGAUUUAUAGGGAUAAUGUUCUGCUUCUGGUUACAUGUUUUAUACUUGAAUGCCUUAAAAAGACCUGAUAAAAAUCAAGAAUUAGAAUUUUGAAAUGAAAAGUUGUAGGAAAAGUGAAAAUGUGAGAAGCGGGGAAGAAAUUUACCCCCUGAAAACAGAGCUUAUAUGUGGCUUAGUAAAAUGUAAAAUCUCCUGGUUUAAACUCUUCCGCAGCUCAUAGUUUCUGAAAACGAGGAUUAAAUCAUCAGAGCUGCUAAUUGGUAAACGUAUGUUCUUGCUUUCUAAAAAAUAUUAGAUAUUAAAUCACUUCAUGCGACCGUAUAGUGACUUUUAUUCUUGUUCAGGAUGUAGCUGCCAUGA